This is a messenger RNA of Amoebophrya sp. A120, 970 nucleotides long. Lineage: Eukaryota; Dinophyceae; Syndiniales; Amoebophryaceae. The record is from the annotation of a GenBank genome assembly.
GAGCAGCGGUCCAUUGACAAAGAUGUCGUACUGGCGGACGAGUCGGAGAUAUCCGGGACGGACAAAGUCCGACAAUUAUUCGGUAUCAAACUGGACUGGCGGAAGUUUCCGAUCGUUUUAGUUACCGAAGUGGACGAAAAAACGCCAGACGGGUCGGACAACUCCCGGGCGACGAAGGGAGGCAUCGUGGUCGGGGAUAUGCUGGUGUUGAUCAACGGCGAGCGAAUCACCACCGUCGCGCAAUUGCGGAUCGAUCCCGCCACCGAAAAGAAAAACGCCCAUCCGGACAGCGUCUUGAUUUCCAUGGUGGCGAAGCGGGUGAAGGCGGAAAAGGCGACCAUUUGCUCCUGGCUGUUCCUGCGGAAGAAAUACCAGUGCCAACUGCGGCAAAUUUCCUACAAACCGGGAACGGAUGGGGAGUUCGGGAUUACUAGGUUUCUCGACAACAGCUGCGAGAUCUCGGAAGUAUCGGAUACCUCGAGCGAGCAAAAUUGGGCGAAGAAAAACGAAGUCAAAGUGGGAGACUCGGUAUUGUUUUUCGACGCAGAUUUUUUGCUCAAGAGACCGGAAAAGCUCUCUCUACCCGCGACCACAGCGAAGAACUCGGUGGAAGUGCUGGUGUUUCGCAAAAUGCCCGGCUUUGACAAAAGACUCAACGAAUCCAACGUGGCGAGACCACUAUCUCCGACGUGGGAGCAGCUGAUCCAGAGAUUCACGUCGAAGUGGGAGGUUGGAACAGGUACAAGUACUGGCGGUGGAAAUGCAGCAGCCUCAGCAAGCUUCGCAGGAAACAAACCAGCGAUCACUUCCUCUCUCGCGGCGUCCGCGUCUUCGUCCAGUUCCGUAGUUCCUUCUUCCCUCAAGCGGGUCUGCAACCGGUCCGCGCCUCCCUCCACGCAGUUCCUAUACGCGAUUCUCGCGGCGUCCAUAAAAGCCGAUAAGUACGCCGAUUUCGGCAUGUCGGGGUGGC